GGGCGGGGUUUCAUUGGAGGCAAAAACCCUGAAAGGGGCUAUCGUUGUUUGUAGUAAAACCCAAGAUCGCAAUAUAAACCUGAGUGCAUUUAAGUGUGAAAAGGACAGAAAUACCAAGGAGAGCAAACAUGGAUGCAGGUGAAGACCAAAACACAGGCACCACCAAUGGAAAUCCUCAGGCAACCGGGAACUCUCGUGCACCCCAGAUAGCCCACAUGUCUCUAUAUGAGAGACAGGCUGUACAGGCUCUCCAAGCACUGCAAAGACAGCCAAACGCUGCUCAGUACUUCCAGCAGCUCAUGCUGCAGCAGCAGAUCAAUAGUGCCCAACUCCACAACUUGGCCGCCGUGCAACAGGCCACGCUUGCAGCUAGUCGUCAGUCCAAUACACCAAGUAACAGCAUGUCCCAGGCGACCACCACUGUCAACCUAAGCACCACUUCUGCUGGAGGUACCAUGACCACUGCCCGUCCCCACGGCCCGACCACCUCAACAACAACUCUCAACCAGUCGGUGCUGCUGGGUGGAAACUCUGCAGGUCAGGGGCAGAUGUAUCUUAGGGUCAAUCGCUCUCUAAGGGCUCCCCUUGCCUCUCAGCUCAUCUUCAUGCCUGGUGGUACAGCAACAGCUACUGUAGCCACAGUAGCCCAGACACAGCCCCAGCAGCAGCAGCAGCAGCAGCAGCAGCAGCAGCAGCAGCAGCAGCAACAACAGCAUGAAGUCGCUCAUACCACUGCCAGUGCCCAGUCUGACAAUGAUCAGGUGCAGAAUCUGGCCCUACACUGCAUUUCCAAUCCCAGAGCAGUUGCUGUCAAGUCUGAGCUCCCGGAGAGGAAAGAUGUCGCCGGCUUUUCUCUCGGUCAACAGCAGCAGCAGACUUUUGCCCAGACAGCUCAGCAGCAGCAAGUGCAACCACAACAGCAGCAACAAAUGGCCAAACCCAACUUUACUCAGCAGUCCACCGCUAUGCAUUUAAAGACUGGUACUCCGGCUGCUUCUGUGGCUCCUUCCUCCACCUCCUCCCAAGCACUCCCUCUCUCCCAACUCCUCCUGUCCUCCUCUGCUGCUCCCAUGAUACUGGUUCCCACCUCAAAUGUCCCUACCACCACCCAGGGUUACUCCAUUAGUUCGGUGACCCCAAAAGCCAACAUUAACACGCAGACUCUGGUGGUGCAGCCCCUACAACAGGCCAACACUACUGCAGAAAAAGGACCUGUACCAAUCCAGCCCAAGACAGCUCAGGGACACCGCUUACCUGUGCAGCUGUCUCCUCGACACCCACCUCACAUUCUCCCAGCGCCACCCAACAACAGCCAGCACAACACUCCCCACAUCCCUGUGCAGCUUGUGGGAGCCAGGCAGGGGUUAGCGGGAAACGCACAUGCUGUGGCCCUGGCACAGGCACGAAGCAGCAUGGCCCAGGAAAGUACAGCCGGUGGGAAUGUUAACACAGUCUCCAACGACAGCGCUAUGAUAAAGCCUGCCAUUGGCUCUCUGAAGAGAAAAUCUGACUGUGAUGCACCAAAUGAGAUGACAACAGAAUGUUCAGACUCUGCACCCUUGAAAGAUUCUGCUCCGCCCUUGUCCCCUGCCCCGACAAAGGACUCGGCUCCUCCUGUAGCAGCUGCCUUCUCAUGUCCUCCCACCCUGUCCUUGCCUCUGCCCUUGUCGAGAGUUGGGCACGGGGACAAAGACAGAGCGCCUGUUCCCCAGGCAGUGGUCAAACCUCAAGUGCUCACCCACCUCAUAGAGGGCUUUGUCAUCCAGGAGGGAGCUGAGCCCUUCCCCGUUGCUGGACUCUUGAAAGACAGAGAUUUUGCCCUGGUUGGCCGCUCAGAGAAUGGACCUCCGUUGUUAAAGUGUGAGUACUGUGGAAGCCUCGCCCCGGCCAGCCAGUUCAGAGGAUCAAAGAGGUUCUGUUCAAAUACUUGCGCAAAGAGGUAUAAUGUGAGCUGCAGCCAACACUUUAAGACAAGCAGAGGGAGGAGUGGUGGUGGUGGGCUUCCACCGCCUCCAGCACCCACUGAGAGAGCUGCUACAAGAAGAGGUCCGUCUCGCAGGAGCAGUUCUAAUAUCAACUGUAAUAAAAUAUCAAACAGGCAUCUAACUGUCAAGUGUCACUCGGAGUCCAGCCGCUCGGAGGAUGUGUCCAGCGACGGGGAAGAAGAGGAAGACGAUUCUCUUUCACUGUCCCCGAGCUCUUCGCACUCCUGCUCAAGAGCAGAGCGCAACGUUCCUCCGUCUGACAGCUCAGCUCCUGGUAGCCUCCCACUAGAGGGGGCUAACUUUCUCUCAUCAACUCCUGCUCAGUGGAAUGUGGAAGAAGUCUGCCGGUUCAUCUCUUCACUUCAAGGUUGUGAAGAGUUGGCGGCCCAGUUUCUGUCGCAGGAAAUAGACGGGCAGGCUCUGCUGCUCCUGCGAGAGGACCAUCUCAUCUCCACCAUGAACAUCAAGCUGGGUCCCGCUCUCAAGAUCUGUGCCUCCAUCAACACCCUGCGUGAGUGAUGCAAUGAGUUCUUAAGAGGGACACCACCAUCGGUUUCUCAUUGAUGACUUCUCGCUGGAAUCAAUACCUGGACCUCUUUUUAGUAAGAAGUUAAAAAGACUCAAAUCUACGAGGACAGUGAGGAUGUUUUUUUUUUAUACAAAACAAUGGUGCCCCAUCGUUCAUGUGGAUACAUGGGGGUGGACAGUUUACUUUACGGACAUUGCAUGUGCAACAACAUGUUUUAUGUGCGAGUGCGAGGUGAGUAUGGACAGUCUUAAGUAUCUACGUCAGUCGUGCUUGUCAGGUUUCUUUUUUUAUCUCUCGCUGUGAGUAGAAGCAUUUUUUUUUUAUGUAUACUCUUAUAAAAACUGUGCAAAGCUACCAGCUUGCAGUAAUUGGUGCUAGGUCUUCUAACUAGGACAGCUCACCUGGUGGGGUUAAAAAAGAAAAGAAACGUUGCCUUCUUGAUGUAUUUCAAACGGUGCUUUAACUUUAGUAAUAUGAUUUGGAGUGAUGUCAACAUCAGUCCACUUCAUUUUUUUCAUUUCAGUCUUUUUAGUAGUUAUUUGUUUGUUUACUGUAGAUGUUCAAACCAGGCUCCAAUCACAUUAAGCGAAGGACACUCAAUAAGCCUGUUAUUAUAAUUAGUUCAUUUUUACCAGUUAUUAAAAGUUUAGUUUUGUAUCUUUUCCAUUUUGUACUACAAUCCAAAUUAUUUUUUCAUGGAUACAAUAUAGUUUUAGUAGCUUUAAUCAACUUAACUACCUGAAAAUAGGUAUUUCUAAUGCUUCGCUCUCUCAAGGGCUGAGUGGAAGUGCUCUGUGUACAUGUAUGCAGAACUACCAAUAAACAAUACCUGUUACUGUGUGUGUGUGUGUGUGUGUGUGUGUGUGUGUGUGUGUGUGUGUGUGUGUGUGUGUGUGUGUGUGUGUGAAAAAAGAUCAUUGUAGGACUUGAUAUAUCUUUAUUCACAUUUCAAUUUGUAUAAACAGUUUGAGUUAAUUUCUUACUUGUAGAUGUUCACAUGAACUGCGCUCUUAGAGAAGACAG
Molecule: messenger RNA, 3537 nt
Organism: Cottoperca gobio
Lineage: Eukaryota; Metazoa; Chordata; Actinopteri; Perciformes; Bovichtidae
Gene: phc1
Product: polyhomeotic homolog 1
Exons: 14
Coding region: 129-2504 (791 amino acids)
Biological process (GO): negative regulation of DNA-templated transcription
Cellular component (GO): nucleus; PRC1 complex
Molecular function (GO): chromatin binding; histone binding; zinc ion binding
Source: RefSeq, a predicted model, not a curated record